AUGAAAACAAACAGUAGCUGGGACUUGCUUAAGAUCCUUAAACCAUGCCCACCAAUACCUUGGUUAUGUGCAAGUGAUUUCAAUGAAAUCUUACACCAAAGGGAGAAGGUAGGGGGAGCUAGGAGGCCCUACAAUCAUAUAGAAAAUUUCAGGCAGGCCCUUGAAAUAUGUGGAAUCUGUGACAUCCAUUCAAAAGGGCAGAAAUUCACCUGGUCUAAUAACAGGAGGGGUAAGGAAUUCACAAAGGAGAGAAUUGAUAGGGCAAUGGCCAAUAAGGAAUGGAAUGAACUUUUUAACCAAGCUUACUGCAAUAUUAUGGUAGCUAUCAAAUCUGAUCACUCCCCUUUACAUGUUAAUUUACAGCAUAUUGAGUAUGGAAGGGGGAGGAGAAACAAGAUUUUUAGAUAUGAAGCAACAUGGGAACUAAAGGAGGAUUGUGGAGGUGUUGUUAAAGUAGCAUGGAACAACGACCAAAGGGGGGACACACAAGCAGGCAUGCUGAGAUUCAAGCUUAAUCUCUGCAAGAGGGACCUUUUGAACUGGAAAGAAAAGGCAACACAGCAAGCAAAAGGAGAGUCUUCUCGCAUAUUGACUACCAUCAGCCAACUACAAGACAAUGGUGAUGGAUCCAACAUAGAUCAACUGCAGAUAUUACAAAGAAAAAUUGAAGUCUCACCAGCUGAAACUGAGAUGAAAUGGAGGCAGCGUGCAAAACAACACUGGCUUAGAAAUGGAGACAAGAAUACACGAUACUUCCACAUGCAGGCCAACCAAAGAAGGAAAACUAAUUCCAUAAAAUCCAUUGCAGACAAUGAUGGGAAUGUAGCUCACGAACGUCGAACAUAA
Messenger RNA from Juglans regia (Persian walnut), 846 nucleotides. RefSeq lists its product as uncharacterized. The coding region runs from base 1 to 846 and encodes 281 amino acids. The record is from RefSeq and is a predicted model, not a curated record. The transcript has a single exon. NCBI's taxonomy places the organism in Eukaryota, Viridiplantae, Streptophyta, Magnoliopsida, Fagales, Juglandaceae.